This is a messenger RNA of Acytostelium subglobosum LB1, 1503 nucleotides long. RefSeq lists its product as hypothetical. The record is from RefSeq and is a predicted model, not a curated record. The coding region runs from base 1 to 1503 and encodes 500 amino acids. Gene Ontology annotation, cellular component: U2-type catalytic step 1 spliceosome; Prp19 complex; cytoplasm. Gene Ontology annotation, molecular function: ubiquitin protein ligase activity; protein binding. Gene Ontology annotation, biological process: DNA repair; mRNA splicing, via spliceosome; protein ubiquitination. Lineage: Eukaryota; Evosea; Eumycetozoa; Acytosteliales; Acytosteliaceae. The transcript is spliced from 4 exons.
AUGAUUUGUUCAAUAUCAGGAGAGGUACCAGAACAACCAGUUGUCUCUGUAAAGACUGGAAAUGUUUAUGAACGUAGAUUGAUUGAGAAGUUCAUCGAUGCUAAUGGAAAGGAGCCAACGACUGGCGAGCCUUUGACAGUGGCUGAUUUGGUGACGAUAAAGAGCCCCGGCUCAAGAGCUGCCGGCGGUGUGGGCGGCGGCCCCCUGCGACCACGCACCAGCACAGCAACCAGCAUCCCAUCAAUGCUACAGAUGUUCCAGAACGAGUGGGAUGCUCUCAUGCUCGAGACCUUCACAUUGAAGCAACAGUUUGAGACCGUCAGACAAGAGUUGGCUCACUCUCUCUAUCAAUACGAUGCUUCAUGUCGUGUCAUUGCCCGUCUCAUCAAGGAGAGGGAUCAGGCCAGAAGUGCCCUUGCGAACGUGCGACUAAGAUCAUCGGCAGAGAACAAUCAAUCAUCGGAUACCUCAAUGCAGGUUGACUCUGAACUGAGUGAGGAUGUAAAGGGAAAGAUCAUAGAGAAGUCCAAAGAACUGACACAACAGAGGAGACAGAGAGCGAAACAGGCAGCCAUCAAGACUGAGCAGUAUGAGACGAUGACUACAUUGCUCUCGACCAACCCUCAUAAAUCAAGCGCAGAAUUGACUUGUCUGGACUACCACCCUAACCAAUCUUGGAUCGUCACGGGAGGCGCCGACAAUGACGCCACCAUCUAUGACAUGGACAACUCCAAGGUCGUGGCCACAUUCAAGGGCCACACCAAGCGUAUUAACCGCGCACUCUUCCACCCCACUGAGGACCUCGUGGCCACCGCCAGUGCCGACAAGACUGUGCGCGUGUGGAAGUCGACAGGCGGCGCAGCCGUCAACGUGAUCAAGAAGCACAGCGACGAAGUCACUGGAAUCUCACUGCAUCCGCUCGGCAACUACUUGGCCACGAGCUCCCUCGACGCCACCUGGGCUCUGCACGACAUUCACACUGGCGCCACACUAAUGACUGUGGACGCCAACGAUGGCAACGAUGGCUACCGCGCCAUCAGCUUCCACCCAGACGGCAUCAUCAUCGGAUUGGGUUCGGUGGAUCGCAAGCUGACCAUUUGGGACGUGACAUCCAAGAGUUGCCAGAUCACGCUGGAGGGCCACACGGCACCCGUCACUGCGUUGGCAUUCUCAGAGAAUGGCUUCCACAUGGCCACGUGCGACGACAAGACAGUGAGGAUCUGGGAUCUCCGCCAGUCACAGAAGCCACAACAGUGCUGCGUCAAGACGAUCGACUUCCCAGGCGGCCAGGUCAAGUCGCUGGCGUGGGACCCCUCUGGCAAUCUGCUGGCCAUCGCCGGCAAUGGCAUAUCAAUCUAUGCCAACAACAAGAAGAAGGACUUUAUCCAGGUCAAGACGAUCAAUGAUGACAACAUCUACACCGAUCUCAAGUGGUCAAGCAACUCGAAUAACCUCGUCACCACAUCGAUGGAUUCAACAUUGAAGCUAUGGGGCAAUCAAUAA